This is a messenger RNA of Scutellospora calospora, 922 nucleotides long. The record is from the annotation of a GenBank genome assembly. Lineage: Eukaryota; Fungi; Glomeromycota; Glomeromycetes; Diversisporales; Gigasporaceae.
UAGUUUAAAUCGGCAUGCUGUAGCAACACAUUCCGACGUUGGUAUUCCCAAGGUUAUUGCAUUGCAAAAAAAUUUUAAAGAAUUUGCACCAUGGGUAAAAGUUGAGCCAAUUAUUGAACUUUUCAGAAAAGAAAGUGCGCCUCAUCUUUUAUCAGGAAAUCCAGAUUACAUUGUUGAUGCCAUCGACAAUAUCGAUACAAAAAUUGAUCUUCUCAAGUAUUGCCAUGAUAAUAAAUUACCGAUUUUGAGUUCGAUGGGAGCUGGUGCUAAAGCCGAUCCAUCACGUGUUCAAAUGAGCGAUAUAGGCCAAACUAUCGAGGAUCCCCUUGCAAGAGUUGUUCGACGCCGUCUCAAAAAAUUGGGUGUCGAAUCGGGGAUAACCGUAGUAUAUUCUACCGAAAAACCUAAUAUAAAAUUGCUGCCGUUAGACGAAAGUCGUAUCCAAAGUGCCGGAGAAUAUGCUACAUUGCCUGAUUUCCGAUCAAGGAUUUUACCAGUAUUAGCAAUUUUUGGAAUGUCAAUCGCCACUUAUAUUAUUACUAGCAUUUCCGGGCAUCAUAUAGAACCGUUAGCUAAUAAAAGUCGCGAACCAUUAUAUAAUCGAAUGCAUCGCGAUUUACUGAAUAGAGAAAGAAGGAAAUAUGGCGUAAAUUCGGUACCUUUAGACGUUCACGAUAUUGGAUAUAUUUAUGAUGAGAUAUUUCGUAGCAAAAGCGUGGUGUCAGGAUCGUGGGAGAAACCAGCUCUUGUUAGGUGGAAAAAAACUCUUCCCUUAACAUAUCAGAAUUGUGUCGUGAUGACUAAAUCGGAAGCAGACAAGCACGAAAAUAUCGAUGACCCUGAAAUAUAUUAUCCACCGGAGGUUGUAAAAUUGGUUCAUGCCAGAUUUCAAGAAGAAAAAGAAAUAGCUUUAUUUCAUUAA